This is a messenger RNA of Cyclopterus lumpus (lumpfish), 4735 nucleotides long. It is a transcript of the gene cab39l1, whose product is annotated as calcium binding protein 39, like 1. Gene Ontology annotation, molecular function: protein serine/threonine kinase activator activity. Bases 533 to 1564 code for a protein of 343 amino acids. Lineage: Eukaryota; Metazoa; Chordata; Actinopteri; Perciformes; Cyclopteridae. The transcript has 9 exons. Gene Ontology annotation, biological process: intracellular signal transduction. The record is from RefSeq and is a predicted model, not a curated record.
GGGGCUUCCCGUGUGUUCUUUUAACUGUCCACCCGCGAGGAAUUUGCGAGCCCCGAAACAUGCGUACCUACAACGCAGAGGGAGUUCCCACGAGUUGGCCUUGGUUAAAGUGAUUGGACAACGGCAGUGGCAGUCAUUUUGUAAAGCAAAACAUACCCGCCCAGUGUCCCCGGGAUGAGGAGAGGACGAGAGUUUCGCCAGAAGAGAACAGGGAAAUGAAGUUGUCAGACGGGCCAGCCCAGCAACUCUCUCAGUACUAGACAGCUAGCAAGUUAGGUGACAGACGGUCACGAGUAGAGCGCUUCGUAGGAGCUAGCACCGCUAUGAAGGUCGUCCCUUUGAGCAACUUGUAGCUACACUUAGACGGCUACAGACAACGACACGGACAUUUCAAAGUAACAGCGUUACGGAAAAAAAGAAAGUGGGGACAACUUGCUAGCCCGCUAGCUAACCUUUAGCCGCCGAGCCUCCUUCAGCUUCAGAACCACAGUUCCCUCCUCGAUAUUUGGGCUUGGAUUACCAGUCUCCAGUCAUGCCUUUUCCUUUUGGGAAGUCUCAGAAGAGCCCAGCUGACAUAGUGAGGAGUUUGAAGGAGAAUGUGGCCUACAUGGAAAAGAUGGAUGCUGGAGACAGCAAAAAGUGUGAAAAGGUUGCAGAGGAGGUGUCCAAAAACCUGGCCUCCCUGAAGGAGGUACUUAGUGGAACAGGCGACAAGGAGCCUCAAACCGAAGCAGUGGCUCAGCUUGCACAAGAGCUGUACAACACCAACCUACUCAUUGCUCUCAUUGCAAACCUGCAGAGGAUUGAUUUUGAGGGGAAGAAGGAUGUGGUUCAUUUGUUCAGCAAUAUUGUGAGACGCCAGAUUGGCAGCCGUACACCCACGGUAGAAUACAUCUCUACACAACAACAGAUCCUCUUCAUGCUGCUGAAAGGAUAUGAGAGUCCAGAAGUGGCUCUGAACUGUGGGAUGAUGCUGAGAGAGUGCCUGCGCCACGAGCCUUUGGCACGGACAGUGCUCUUCUCUGAAGACUUCUACUGCUUCUUUGGUUAUGUGGAGCUUUCGACCUUUGACAUCGCCUCAGACGCCUUCGCCUCAUUCAAGGAUCUCCUCACAAGACACAAGAUUAUGUGUGCAGAUUUCCUGGAGAACAAUUAUGACAGGGUGUUUACAGAAUACGAGAAGCUCCUGCAUUCUGAGAACUACGUCACCAAACGACAGUCUUUGAAGCUCCUCGGGGAACUUCUGCUGGAUAGACACAACUUCACUGUCAUGACCAAAUACAUCAGUCGGGCGGAGAACUUGAAGCUGAUGAUGAACUUGCUAAGAGACAACAGCAGAAACAUCCAGUUUGAAGCAUUCCAUGUGUUCAAGGUAUUCGUUGCAAACCCCAACAAGACUCAGCCCGUGCUGGACAUCCUGCUGAAGAACCAGACCAAACUCGUGGAGUUCCUGGGCCACUUCCAGACCGACAGAUCGGAGGAUGAGCAGUUCUGUGAUGAGAAGAACUAUCUGAUCAAGCAGAUCCGGGACCUGAAGAGGCCCACAGCACCGGAGGAAGCUUAAGGCGGCAGCGGCGACUGCUCCCAUCAGGUGGUAGAUGUACAGGUGGUGGCUGGAGCUCCAGAAGGCUAAGAGAGUCUAAAAGACAUGCUUCAUUAAAAUGUAAUAUUAACCACAACAUAUAGGAAAAAAGCAAAGAUUACUUCCUUCACUUUCUUUUCUUUUUUUUCUUCUUUUUUUAGUAUGGAUGUGGAGGUGAUUUCCAUCCAGCAACUUGAGUGGGCCAAGAACUGUUAUUUAAACCAUAGUGCUUCUUCUUUGGUGAUGAUGAAAUGUAUUUUAGUCUGUUCUUGUAAUGUUGGACCUUAAACUGUUACCUUUCCACAUGCAUUGUUGUGACAGAGACUGUAGAAUGACAAAAAGGCCCCCAUCCCUCCUUCACAGCCAACGUGCGUUCUUGAAAGUCUUUCUCACAGAUGUGUCUAUAUUUUAGAAAUAGAGAAGCUGCGGAGAAGCAUAUAUACAUGCAUUAUUUUUCUAAUGUAUCUUCCUGGUAAACAGUUUAGGACAUACAAUAACCCUUCGCUCUGAACAUUGUUUAGUCUAACUAAUUGCAUAGGUUUGGUUUAUUGCCUUAUUGUAAAGCUGUUGUGUUGUACAGGGACUUAAUAGAUCUUCAGAAAUACGGCUUUGGCAGAGACACGUGGAUCAUAUUGUCCAGGUCAUCACAUAGUAAUUUUCGGUGAUUUAAUGUGUAGGCGGUAGGCCUUUUGGUUGCAUUGUGUGAGGUCACAGAGAUCACAAAUUAUCCUGCAGUACUCGUCGAUGCAUUAGCUGGCACAGGAGGGGAAAUCAAAACUAGAGAGGAAUCAAUUAAUUGCGCUGUGAUUUAUUUUAAUUUUUUUUUAGGCUGUGCUCAGCGAGGCUUACAUGACUGAAAUAGAAGCAAGGCAUCAGAUAAUGCUGCAGGGUACCAGCCAUCCGUUCACCGCUAACAUGGACAGCAUGGACAUUCCGAUUGAUCUCACUCUCACACAUUGAGCACAGAUAGGGCCCACUCAUUUGAAGCAAUGAUUUAACCAACGAUGAACGGGUGGGUUUUAGAGCACGUGGUGUUUGCCAUAUGAGGCAUUUCUCCAUAACAGCAUAAGCACUGCAUAACGCUAGAAAUUAUAUUGCAGUUUACACGGAGGUGUUGCCCAUGAAGAUGCUUCAAAAAGUAUGUUGCACUGUUAAUCUAUUACGAGAGCAUGAGGUGUCAUUUAAAAUAAGCGGACAUGCCGAAGUUUUUUCAUACUAACGUUCAGCAGGAAGUUCCCUCGUUUGGUUUUCAUUCGACACGUAUUGAACAUCUGCUAAAAUUUGAAUUUGAGAAUUGGUCAGAAGGUAAUGGACUUUGAUUUGACGAACUAGAUCCUCUUGAUCUCAUGUCAACAAUAACUCUGAUCCAUGCAGUUGUUUACUCUUAACACCAAAGAAUACAAAACAUCUAUUGGUCUGAUUUAUAAUAAUACAUUUGAAUAUAUUACCCUGUCACAUGCCUUUUGGAUGCAUCAGAAAGCACGUCCUAUUAGAUGUCAACACAUUGUCUAAAUUACCAACGUGCACCUUUUUUUAAAACCAUAGUUUUGUUUUGGCUGACGAGCACUGAAUCUAUCGAGUUCCUCACGCGCAUCGCCGAUUAGUUACAUUUCUUAAAAAUAAAUACUUGCCUUACUUCUGCCAUUGUCACUGAAAUGGCAUUUUAGGGAUUUGAAGAUAUGUGUUGUCUGAGCGCACAGACUAUAGUGUGUGUGUGUGUGUAUAUACCUCAUGGGAUUUGAGUUUGCAAAUGCUGUGUUCUCGUUCGCUUUCCUUACUCGACAAGAUAUAUUUUAUUUGACUGUUUAAAAUACACAGCAGUGGUUUGAAUGCAUGCCUGAACUUGACGUACGUAUAUGUUCAAACUUGAACGGGGACUACGAUCUGGUUUUCACAAUGGAAAACUAGAUUUUUAAACUGAACUAUUUCAUCGGGUGUUGCCACACGUUAAUUCAUAAUGAAUAGCAGUGUGCUACCUUGUAAUGAAUGUUGCCUUAUUUAAAGACAUUUAAAGGAUCGUAAUGAUCUUGUGAAAUUCCAGAACUUUUUUUUUUUCUUUUUCUUUUUAGACCAAAGUCCAUAUGAAAAAGGAUAAAGAUGUACAUUUCAAGUCCCAAAUGUAUUACCAGUUCAUUUCUCAGCUCCACACCUAGUGUAGUGUAGCUCUGUCACCAACCGCAUUAUACUCUAAGGUGAUCCUGCGAGUGUAAAUAUAUAUUUUAACAGACUACACUCAGUUAUUAGCUUCUGUUUUUUUUUUUUAUAUAUAUUGUUUUUUUUUUUUAUCACAAUUUGGUACACUGCACCAAAUAGUCACAAGAUUAUCAUCAGGCCUUUACGGAUCAAUACAUUUAUUUGUGGACUGCUGUGAAUAUGGUACAUUAUGCACAAAUAGACUGAAGUCCUGCACAAAGUGCACCGUCAUGUCACCAGUUUAUGAGAGAAAGUUUGUCUGAAAGUGUGUUUAAAGUUUCUUUAAAAAAAAAUCCUGUCAGUGAUCAACUCCCUUGUGAUUAUUUACUGGCAAAACCAGUUUUUUAAAAACUACAUCAAUGCCCAAUUAGACUUACCCCAUUUACACAAGAGUAAUUAUUAAUAUAUAUAUACAUGAGCACAAACAAACUUGCAGCUUGCUGACAAACUGUUGCAUUAAAAAAAAGUGUAAUAAUAUCAAAAGAUUAUCUGAGUUGUGUAAAAGAAAAUGACGUUAAUUUUAAAUAAUCCUCCACAAUAUGAUUUAAAUUGAGCCCAGUCAUGACGUGCUGUUCACAGUGGUCCCAUCAGGGGGAGCUGUUGGCAUCAAUUGGCCCAAUUGUAUUAGCUGCAUCAACAAAGCAUGUCAUGUUUCUAUAACCCUACCUCUAAUUAUGAGUUUAUAAAUCACUGGCGAUAUUAUGUAGACGUCAACACAAAUUCCUUAAGAUCAGUACUAUAUAUUUCAUGAUUUAGAGUUCUCUGUUAAAAUAUUUGUUGUGCUUUACUUUUUUAUUCUGUUGCCUUUCCCCUUUUCUUUUUUUUCCCUUUACCUUUCUCUUUCCAAACUCUGGAUAUUGUUUUCUUUAUUUACCAUGGGAGCGAAUAAUGUGUACAUAACUUUAUAAAGGAUACAAGUGUGAAAGCAUUCAUGAAAAUAAAAUCUUUAUGGCAAAUUUA